Molecule: messenger RNA, 4081 nt
Organism: Doryrhamphus excisus (bluestripe pipefish)
Lineage: Eukaryota; Metazoa; Chordata; Actinopteri; Syngnathiformes; Syngnathidae
Source: RefSeq, a predicted model, not a curated record
UUAUGUUGUGUCUGCAAAAAUCAGUUUUUCAGGUUAAGGGUUCAAAUUAUAGUGUUAUUGAGUAGAAAUUCAGUUCCUACUAUUUAAAAAAAAAUCAGUCAUUUGUCAGCCAUGUCUUUUCUUGGCCCCUUUCACACAGAAAUCCCACAAAAUUGCAGCAUCAGAGCCCUAAGAUAAGAUUUUAUUCAUUAUUCAGCAUUUUAUUCCCGGAUUUUUUUCAUACGAAAUAGUGAAUUUUCUCCCUCACAUCCUCUAUCCCGGCAGGGCAACAUUGUCCUUAAACACAUCUCAGCUUAUAGUCCAACCUAGCUAGCUCGCAGCUCAUCCUCAUUUCCGGAAGUGACAUCAUCAUGGUAACACCUCUCAGCUAAAGCAGAGUAAACAAACGCUUCUGAAGGUAGAUCGUCGUGCCAAGUAGUAGUCAUGCCAAAACAUUGUGCUGCUGCUGGAUGUUCAUCAGUAUCCAAGUGAUAUUCUUAAGUUUAUUUUCUUUUCCAAAAGGCUUAAGACAAUAAUGUACGAAGCAAAUACAGAGCAAGAGAGACAUAUGGAUGCCUAGCUUGAGUUUUGUUCUUUGCAAUGAUUAUUACAAUGACCCCUGCUUCCGAGGAACGCAUUUACAAGAAAAAAAAUUUGAAUAAAGAUUCUAUUUUGCCGGUACACAGGAAAAAAACAAGACAACGAAAACGGGCCGCUACAUCAAAAGGCACAAGAGAGUCCCGUUGGAGAUGGACAAAUACCUUCCUCAGAUCAACAGCUCCCUCUUGAGUCCCGCCGUGGACCCCAGUGACAAGAAGUACAGGCGAGAGAGCGCCUCGGUGGUGGACGAGUACUUCUCAGAGGACAAACACGGCACCCCGUAUAGCGUCAACAUUAACGUUAUCCUGCCCAGUACCACUCACCUGCGCACAGGCCUCUACCGCCACAACUCUAAGGCCCCUCCUCCCCAGCAGAUCAAAAUAGAACCCGGACUGGAGGUGCCCUGCUCCUCCACUAGCACACCCACCCAGGCCCUGCCGGACUUCACCUCAGUGUUCAGCGUUCCACCUGUUGUCAACAGCGUAUUCAUCAAACCGGACUUGAGCUCUGGCGGAGUAACUAUGUCCUCCACGGGGUCACAGCAACAGCAGCACAAUUUGGACACAGAGCUUCACAUCGGACCACCAGCCCCUCAGCCACAGGUGUACCACAUGCCCAUCAGCAGCGGCGCUGACCUCACCAUGACUUUGUCCCACUCUGGACCCUCAGCUUCUAGAACCAUGCUGAACCUGGGCGGUGGCGGCUACAUGAUGGCCGAACACCAGCUGGCGCAGCACCACGCUUACUACCAGGCCUCCACGGCCGCCUCGGCAUCCCAACACACGGGUCCCCACAGCCUGCCACCCUCGCCCCCGAAUUCACAGCCGGGAAGUCCUGAGGGUCAGGCGGAGCUGCUGAGCCUGGCAAGCCAACUUCCUCCUCCGUACCAGCAGCAUCUGAGCGGGAUAAAAGUGACAGGGUUGUCCCCUCAUGCCAUGCUGAUGACUCACGGCCAGGGGGUCCUGACGGGGCCUAAAUACAACAGGCGGAACAACCCAGAACUGGAGAAGAGGAGGAUUCAUUUCUGUGACUAUCCAGGGUGCACUAAAGUUUACACGAAGAGCUCGCAUCUGAAGGCACACCAGAGGACGCACACAGGUGAAAAACCUUACCGCUGCACGUGGGACAACUGCGACUGGCGCUUCGCCCGCUCAGACGAGCUUACGCGACACUACCGGAAACACACGGGCGCCAAACCCUUCAAAUGUGUCGCCUGCAGCCGAUGCUUCUCACGGUCGGAUCACCUGGCCCUACACAUGAAGCGACAUCAGAACUAACGAAAAAACAUCCCCGAAAGAGAGACGGAAAUGCGUUCACCCGGAUGCCCCAACAUCGUACCCGCACAGACUUUUAACCCCGACAUUCUGCUUCCGAAACAGUCUCAGCUUUUAGAAAGUCCAUUCGACAAAACUGGAUAAAAUGGCACAGACCGGAGUACAAGUCAGACCAUACCAACCUCCUGCAUGGGGAUGAAUUUCAUGCAUUAAGUGACUAUUCUUUAAAAAAAAAAAAAUCUGGAAAAAUUGCCAAUUUUUUUUUACGUCAACAUCAACGUAAAAAAAUAAUUCAACUGGUAACUGGUUUAAGUGGUCACGUUUUUAGGAUAAGUAAAAAAAAAAUCCACGGCCUUUGCUACGAUGUACAAAAUACUAAUUUGCCGCUUUUUCACCUUGUUUGUCCUCAACGUGCUAAUCUUCGAUUUGGACUCAUGACAUUUGGACACAACAUUCUUAAAAAAAAAAAUCUGGAAAAAUUGCCAAUUUUUUUUUUACGUAAACAUAAACGUAAAAAAAAGCGUUUAACUGAUAACUGGUUUAAGUGGUCACGUUUUUAGGAUAAGUAAAAAAAAAAUUUUAAAUAUCAAUGACAAAUCCACGGUCUUUGCUACGAUGUACAAAAUACUAAUUUGACGUUUUUUCACCUUGUUUGUCCUCAACAUGCUAAUCUUCGAUUUGGACUCAUGAAAUUUGGACAUAUAACAUUCUUAAAAAAAAAAAAUCUAGAAAAAUUGCCAAAUUUUUUUUACGUCAACAUCAACGUAAAAACAUUCAACUGGUAACUGGUUUAAGUGGUCACGUUUUUAGGAUAAGUAAAAAAAAAAUAUCAAUGACAAAUUCACAGCCUUUGCUAUGAUGUACAAAAUACUAAUUUGCCAUUUUGUCACUUUGUUUGUCCUCAACGUGCUAAUCUUUGAUUUGGACUCAUGACAUUUGGACACAUAACAUUCUUAAAAAAAAUUCUGGAAAAAUUGCCAUUUUUUUAACAUCAACGUAAAAAAAACGUUUAACUGGUAACUGGUUUAAGUGGUCACGUUUUUAGGAUAAGUAAAAAAAAUUUUAAACAUCAACGUAAAAAAAACGUUUAACUGGUAACUGGUUUAAGUGGUCACAUUUUUAGGAUAAGUAAACAUUUUUUUAAAUUAUCAAUAACAAAUCCAAAAAAAUAAAAAAAAAUAUCAAUGACAAAUCCACGGUCUUUGCCACGAUGUACAAAAUACUAAUUUGCCGUUUUUUCACCUUGUUUGUCCUCAACGUGCUAAUCUUCGAUUUGGACUCAUGACAUUUGAGAGUCAUUUCCAUCACAGUUUUGUCGAAAUUGGUCAUGUAAUUAUGCCGAGCAACAAAGCGACAAAAUCUACAAGCGAUGAUCCGCUUUCUGUGCUACGUACCACUAUCCUAUGCUCUAUGCUAGUACAAAUAUAUAUUUUUUUUAUCGAUUUGUCACCUUGUUUGUCCUCACCAUUCUAACUAAAGUCUUCAUACGUCAGCGCUAUCACAAUAAGAACAAACAAACGCACUUGACAUCAUUAUAAAUUAGAAUUGCGGUGUUUGUUUUGGACUCUUCGUAACAUCCGGAAAUCGCAGUUUUUUUUCUUUCGCAGCAAUAUGGACCAUUCCUUCAUUUGCGGAUAGGUGGACGCCAACUCCUUGCUCUCUUGUACAUAAUGUUUGUAUAGCUAUUGUGCAUACACGUGUCUGUGUAAACAAUGAAUGUAUUUUGAUUAAUACGUAUUGUUAAUAUGAGUUCACAGAAAAAAAAUUAAAAAAUGACCGGAUUAUAAGCUCGCUCUGAGAAAGUAAUGGAAUGGUUGAGACAUCAGCCAAUGUUUGGGAUUGUUUGAUGACAGUUUCUAUUUAUUCGGUAACAUGAAUAAUGUCACUGAUUGGCUGGAAAUAGACAGCUAAUAAAAAAAUAUUUUUUGAAAAUAAUACUAGAAUUUCUUUUUUACGAUCAUUGCCUCAUGAAUGCACUGAUCUUAAUUGCCAUUGUUGUUUUUUUUUCUUCCCCCCCUCCCAAGAAUUCAAGUUCACAGAGCGCAGCAGUAACAUGAAAGUCUACUUUAAAAGACUUUGUAAAUAUGUCUUUGGUUUUUAAUGCCUUUUUAUCAGGAUUUUUAUUAUUGUAUUUUUUUCUAUGUAAUGGGAUUUGAUUUUUGUUUUUGACACUUUUUUUCCAGUUUGAACUCAAAUGAUGCAAUACAAUAAUAAAAUUUGUGAAAUAA